Molecule: messenger RNA, 2044 nt
Organism: Phaedon cochleariae (mustard beetle)
Lineage: Eukaryota; Metazoa; Arthropoda; Insecta; Coleoptera; Chrysomelidae
Source: the annotation of a GenBank genome assembly
CAUGUCUGAUGAAGAAGACCUGGUAGCACCACCACCCCCUAGUUUGAAAACGCAUAGCUCCAGAGAUGGCUCUAAUGAAGGUGAUUGGACCUGUGAUGAUUGUGAGAAUGUAAACUUCGCCCGUAGAACUAACUGCAACCGUUGCAAUAAAGGUAGAGUUAAUGCUGUUACUUCAGGCAACAAACGCAAGCUAGGUACUGAAAUUGGCAAGGUUGCUGCUGAGAAAAGCAAGGGGCUCUUCAGUGCUGAUGACUGGCAGUGCAACAAGUGUGGCAAUGUUAAUUGGGCAAGAAGGCAAACAUGCAAUGUCUGUAAUGCUCCUAAAUUUGGAGAAGUUGAGGAGCGAACUGGAUUUGGUGGGGGUUAUAAUGAUCGUGGGGUGGUUGAAUACAAAGAACGAAGUGAAUCAGAUGAUGAUGAAUAUGAUGAAUUUGGAAGGAGGAAGAAGAAACAUUGCCCAAGAAAUGCUAAUGAGAGGAAUGAAAGAGAACAAAGUAGAAGUAGAGGAAAGGAAACUGUGGUGGAAGAAGAGGAAGAGGAGGAGGAGGAAGAUGAUGAUGAGGAUGGAGACCUUUCUAAGUAUGAUCUCUCAGAUUGGGGCGAUGUAGGUGACUCUGCUGAUAAGAGUAAUAAAUCUGAUGAUGGUAAAUAGUGUGGAUACAGACAUCUUUAUCUCAUUGAAUAUUUUAUUCCAUGGUUUCUUGGUGGGCAUGUUAGGACAUAGAUAAUUGUAAAUGUAAUUCUCAUUCAUCAAGAAUGUUGGAAGUAUUUCAGGGAAUUUGAAAAAGAUGUUCAAUACAUUUAUCAGCCCUUGUUAUAUUUUAGAAUAAUCAUUUUAUCUAGGUAUGUACUUUCUUCAAGUUUUAGAGCUUAUACAAAAAUCUAUGUAAGGUAUCCAUAGUAGGCCUAGAUACUAGAUUAGAAGGCUUGUUGAUUUAUGCUCUUAUGCUUGAGUUCCAUUCUGCUUUUAGUUAUAGUUUAUAGAAAUUGAGACAGUUUAUAGAUAUAAACUCUACCAGGGAUAAGUACUUGUUUUUAAAAUUCCACAGAUAUAUAAAUCACAUAAUUAUACUGUCUAAAACACAUACCUAUAUACAUUAAUGCAUUUUACACUCCUGGUACUUCAAAAAUGCACCCCAGAUAGAGGUUGUAUUUUGAUUGACUUUGUGUAUUGUAUCAACCAAUGUAAAUGAAUUAUUAUCUUCAAACAGCAUUGCACAUUUAUUAUUUCCACAUCUAUAAGUAUUUGAUUUCAAAUUCCCCAUAUUCAUCAACCAAACACCAUCAGCCAGGAAAGUAGAUGUUCUCUGUAGAUAUAAUGGAUAGGAUUUUUGUCUUGGUCAGGUCACAGUUUAAGUAUUUCCAAUAUUUGACAGAUAUAAUUCAAUAUACUUAAUGUGGUAUUAGGAGAGUUGGAGAGUAGUAAAUUUCAACAAUGAUGUUUUUUAUUAUUUUUCAUAAAUCUUAUAUUCCCAACCAAGGGGAUAUUUGGACUAUGGGAGAUAGUGAUUUUAUAAUUAGAUAUAAUAUGAACAAUCCACUGUUUGUAUAUUAUAAUAUCCAAAUAUCCACAAAUCAAACUUCUUUCUAUUAUAUAAUUAUCUUAUUCCAGAAAAUCUAUUGUAAAAUAAAAUUCGUCACAGUGUAUAUACUAAUAUCAGGUAAUCAGGUACCUAUACUUACAACCACAAUGUUUUCAAGUUUAUUCAUGAUAUCGGUACUUCUCCAUUAGAAUAAGUUAGGUGAAAGUAUAUACAUUCAAUUGUUUAUAUAUAGCAAGUGAAUGUAUAGCAACUGAUUGUAACAAAUCCUAAUAAGUAGCACUUUCCUGUGCAGCAAAAUUUGCGCAGUUUCGAAAUUUGAUUGAAACAAGAAAUAUAUGCCAUACGAUAUCUCAAUUGAUUGGUUAAUCUUAAUAAUAUUUUGCCCCUACCAAAAGAUAAUAUCUGAUGGACCAUCAAUUAUUACUUGCAAAAUAAUAAAUUUAUAGUUUCUAUAUAUAUAGAAGAUGUUAUUAGGGUUGGUUACCUCUAUACAAUAGUUU